AUGGAAACCCAACCGACGCCGGCGACUCUCCGACGCGUCGGCUGCUACGACCCACGGUGGGCUUUACUCGAGCGCGACGUCCGACGCAAGCACAAGAAAGGUAGCGAUGAUCAGGGAGACCGGGACGACUCCUCCAACCCCUGCUCCGCCGCCGGCGGCAGCUGCGCCGAGACCGAGGCGAGCUGCCGCAACUCCGCCGGCCAUGUCGUCCGCCUCUCCCUGUGCCGCGAGGCGCCCCCGGCGUCGUCGCGCAUGUGGUACACCUCCUCCCCGAGCCACGACGAAGGAGGAGGGCCCCUGGUGUGCGUCGUCGCCGCCCACCGCGACUCCGUGCUCCUCCAGAUGCACUAUAAAAACGAAGCGCGCCGCGGCGGCGAGUACGGCCUCUAUCACUUCGUCUACAGCGCCGGCGAUGCCGCCGCCGGUGACCCGCCAUCGUUGUCGCUGCUCCCAAUUCACUGGGUUCACUACGGGUUGAGUGACAGGACGCCGAACCGGCUGGACGACGCUAGAACCGGCCUCCUGCGCCGCCGCCGCCGCCGCUGCGGCGACAACGACCUUGUGGUGUCGAAGCUCACCGUGACGGAGGGCGACGACGGAGUGGACGCCGAGCUCCUCGUGUUUCGUUCCGGCGAGUGGAGCGUCACGCCGGCGGAGAUCAUCCACGACGACGGCAAGGCCGACGAGCUAUUCCAUUGGAAGACCGACAUGGUCGUCCCCGUCGGCGACCGGCGGCUGUGCUGGGUCGACCUGUAUCGCGGCAUCAUCCUCUGCGACAUGUUCGACGACGAUGAGCCUCUCCGGCCGCGGUACGUGUCACUUCCCGUCGAGCCCCCCGCCGGUGAAUUCGACGACGACGACUACGGCUACCGCUACUACGAGUACGAGAGCGGCGGCGGCCGCGGCCGCAACCCUCGGCUUUGCCUGAUGAAAGGCUCAAGUUCGUCGACAUCUUCCCCCGCUGCUGCUGCGGAGGCCCCGGCGUCACCACCUGCGACCAUUCCAGCUCCGCCUUCGUCAUCAACACCUGGACACUGA
Oryza sativa Japonica Group (Japanese rice) is the source of this 1038-nucleotide messenger RNA. RefSeq lists its product as uncharacterized. Lineage: Eukaryota; Viridiplantae; Streptophyta; Magnoliopsida; Poales; Poaceae. The record is from RefSeq and is a predicted model, not a curated record.